CAACUUUUAUGUUUUGAGGCUGCUUAGUGUGCCAGACAGUAACCACCUGAAUAAAAUGUGAGCCUUCUAGCUCAGGCUUGGAGUCACUUGGGUAAGCUGUAACAAGUAGUUUGGCUGUUUGAGGAUAUGAGAAAAAAGUAAGGUACAUAAUUCUCUGUGUUAUAUUAUUUUCCUACUUUUUCCCCUCUUGCGUGUGCUUCUGUUCCUCUCUGGUUUCAAAGUAGAUAGCAGUCAUUUCAGUAAGACCUUCUGCCAUUGUUUGAACUGUACAGUGUCAUUUAUUAUAUGUGAACUUGCAGGUUGCACUUGUUUACUUUGAUCUAGUGCUGUGAAACUCUGGAAACAUGAGCUCCGUGCAUGCUUCCAGGUUUAGAUCUGUGUCCCAUGGUUAUCAGUCAUGAAUGCUAUCUGCCUGAAAUAUUUCCUACUAAUUUGCUAUAGCUCAACAGCAUUACCUCACAGCCUUUUAAGUGAGAUGUAUUGUGUAGUUCAGCUGAAGGUUCAAGAUCCUGUCUCGUUCCAUCAUUAUUUUAAGAAGAGUGGGGAAUAAAAGGGAGAUCCACAGAGGCAACUGUGUGUUCAGCCUCAUAAUAAUGGAUUCUUACACCUGAGGUUCCCGUGCUUGUAAAAGUCAGGGACCUCGUAGGUGCGGCGUGAUCUCAAGAUACAGAUUUGCAGUCUCUCAAGCAGAGGAAGGAAGUAGAAUUAUUCCUUCUCAUCAGUAUCUAUUCCCAACACUGACAAUUUUAUUCCAAAGGGUGUUAUGCAUGUAUGUUGCACCGUCACACACACAAAAAUGCUGUGUGUGUUUUCAAGAAAAGCAGCAGCCUCUGUGCCUUGCACAGAGCCCUUAUCUGAUAGAUGUGAUCUCUGUCUGUUAGAUUGAGUUUCUGCAGCGGAGAUUAGCAGUGCAACGUAAUUACUUCUGGCUACAAAGUAGCUACUUCAGUGGCUUGGGCAACCAGCGUUUCUACUGAUGGUUUUAGUAAGGGCUCUUUGAACUCCUCUGGCACUGUGAUCAGGCAUUAAAGAUGUAAGCCAUAUUAUGAUUCAUUUAAGACACUGUAGGCUGCACAUUUGUCAUGGUGCACUGGGGCUUCAUUAAAAGUGAAUGUUGAGUUACUGUAUCUUGGUUCAUUUGGAAAAAAGAAAUUCUUUGAACCUUACAUUUGGCAUACUGAUUAGGGUUUUUUUUGUUAAAGCUUUUGUUGCACUAAAAUGUUGUGCUUUAUAUAUCUGGCCAUAUGGAAAGCCAGGACAAUGUAAAAUACGUUUGUUUUAAAAUCACUUAUUGAGUGUUGAAGCUAAAACUGUAAUUUUCUUGGUGCAACUUAAUUGCUGUGAGUAAUGCAAAAGGUUUGAAUGUAAUCCUUGGGAAUGCUUAAGAUACUAAUUAUAUUCCAACCAGUCAAGGUGCACUUGUUUUGAAACUAGCCUGAGCUGGUCCCUUCUGAGAAUCUGCUAUUUCCACUGCCAAAGGUGGUGAAACAGAUUGAUUUCUAUGAAAAUGAGUUAUCCUUCAAAACCAGGGACAGGCUUCAAAGCAUAGCACUUUAUGACAAAAGGUACUUUCAGAUUAACAAAGCAAGGCCCAAAUAUGCUAAACACAAGAGCUCAAGUGCAGCAAAUCUCAUAGGUUUGGUCCAGGUCUAGCUGCUGACUGCUAUAUAGAAUCCUAACUUGCUGAUUAACUGUAGUUAAAUUCUGGAAACUUAGUGUGUAAGUGACAGAUUCUGCUUUAUGGACUCUCCCUUUGAGGCAAUUAUUCUGUUAGUUAUGGAGUUUCUGAGAUUUUUUUUUUUGCAUUGCCUUGCUUUACAUUUCAGAUACUUUUACACUUUUUUAAUGCAUUUCAGAAAACUAUGGUUAUUGAAUUAGCCAGUUCAAUGGACCACCCAGGUUCAAUAGUAUAUCAAAGUUUUCUAUUUUGGAAUUGUGACUCUUACUUGCAAACAUAUUUCAUUUAUCUUUCUGAGUGAUUUAAAUAGCAUUAACUCCAAGUCACAUCCAAGUUUUCCUAUUAGCUCUCCUGUAGUAUAUUCCCUAGUGGUUAAACUAUACUUGUAUUCUUUUUACCAUUUAUUCAUCUUAGGAAAAAGUCUGUCAGCUACAGUUUUGAAUGAGGGCUUCCUCCUCCUAUUAUUAGCGUUUGUUCUUCAGUCUAAAUCUGAGAAUAAAUUCCAUUCAUAUUGAUACCCGUUCUAGUGAUGCUAUAAAGACUUCUUUUACAGCAAUCUUCAUUCAUAUCCAAAUCUUAUCCAAUUGGUUUCAUAGCAGGGACUCAGAAAUGUCCAAGUAAAACUAUUCUGUCUCAAAAGUUCUGACUUAGGUGGUGCUUUAUUCAUAACAUCCCUUCUGCUCAUCCAUUUUGCCUUGUCCUUAUACAAGUAUAGCUUAGCAGGUCUGUGUUUCUUUCAAGAACACCAAUGCCUUUGAUAUAAUUUACUAUUCCACUGUGCUUCUGUAUCCCUAGAUCACCUCAUUUUAUGUUCUAGGCCUCCUUUUUUUUUGCUUAAAUUCCUCCUAUUUUUUGUUUGGUUUUAUUUUGUUAAACAUCAUCCACAACACCUCAGUUGUAUUAGGAAUGCUUCUUUUGUUAGUUUCAUUGCCUGGCUGCUGUUUUUAAUUAGUACUAUGUUUAAAAAAAAACCAAAACAAAACAAACCAACACCCAAAUCCUUGUGUCCAUCUAUUCAUUAAUAUACUUGUCUGUAUUUCUGUAUCCUUACCUGAUUUUUUAUACCAUUCAUCUGUGCUAGCCAAAUUAACUAUAAAUGUGAUAGAAGGUUGUCCCAAUUUCUGCCAUCAUUUUUAGUUUAAAUUCUUCCAUCAGUUUUGGCAGUGUUACUUGGGCAAGUUUACUUCUCCAUUAUUUCUGUAAUAAAGUUCUGUCUCCAGAGGUGAGGUUAUUUUUUUUUCUUGAUACAUUUCAGUGGCUGAAUAUCUUAAGAUUAUUCUAACUUGGAAGUGAGAGCUAUUAAUCCUUCAAACUUAAUUCUCCUUUUUAGAGUACUUUAAGCUGAAGAAUAUGAGACUAUAUUUAAAUAACCUAGAGAAUGAUAUAGUAAUUCUUGAUCUGUUCCAGUAAUAAUUUGAAUUGCCAUUUGUUUAAAUGGAACCUCCAGUCACCAUGUUUUCUUUGGCUUUACUUAAUUGUCUGCUGUAUGGUCAGAUCCCCAUCUCAGAGAAGCACAGUUCUCUAAAAUCUGCUUUCUGGAUUCAUCACAGACCAGCCCUGUUGGCCUUCACACAAUCUCCAGUCAUAGAAACCUGUCUGUCUUCUGGUAUUGGUGUAAAUCUCUUGUUCUGAGGCUCACUCUCAUUACCCCCUCUACCUACCUACGUUCUUACCAAUCACCCCUUAAGAUACCUUUGGUUAAGUAGUCCUGUCUUUGGUAUGAUGAUUGAUACCGGAGUCAUGCAGCUUUACAAUUACAUCAUGCAGUUAUGACCCAGGUGUUGUAAGUACUGUUUUGGGUAAGGAAGGCAUGGUAUCAAGCUGAACAUUGUAAUGUUUAGGUAAUUUUUGUGGGUGAGUCAUCAAAAUAGUGGUGGUAAUUAUUCAGAAUUUGGUGGCUAAUAUGGAUAUUGAACUGAAAAUUUCAUUUGGUAUGUUACAUUUAUAUUCCAAGUUAAAGUCCUUGUCUGCCUUCGUGCCUCUGUAUUUGGGUGCCCUACUUUUCAAGUGACCUCUACCUCUCUAUUGCCUGUGCCCUUUAAUGAUGACCUAUUUGUUUCUGUGCCUUCAAGCUUAGUUAUUUAUUUGUAUUUAAAUAAUUAAUUAAGCCAUAUGUAGAUAAGUAAAAGGUGUGACUGGUGAUGACCUGACAUAAGAAACACAUUAAUGAAUGGAAAGAAAAAGCAUGGGAGGAAGAAGUGCCAUCAAUAGAGCUGAACAGUUCAGUCUGAGGAAGCAAGGCUGCAUUGAAGCAAAUAGCAUUCUUUUCCUGCAAUAUAUCUCUGAAAGGAUGCAGUGAGUUGAGGUUACAAACCAUCUAUUCAUGCAAAAACCUUAGGAUGGCUGUGGCAUUAAUUCUAAUGCACUAGCUUAGUCCUUAAAUUCUUCAUUAUGAAUCUAUCGCUGCCUCACCUUCUUUUGGAGUACUAAUUUAUGAUUGCACAAGAAUUGGAGUGCAUGUGAUGCAGACCUGGAAAAAUGGGCUGAAUAUCAGCAAAGUGACUUGAUGUAGGAGAAACCUGGAGACAGAAUGAUGGGUGCUUUGUACCCCCUUAUUUUCUCCCUCUCGAUAUCUAAGCAUAGUUUUCGGUUCUUCACAGUCUGUCAUUUUAGGGCAAUGUAUCAGAUCACUCCAAAUGUCAUUUGGUGUCUUUGCACACCUAUGAGAGUGGUAUUUGCUAAACAGCAUAGUCACAGUUUGAUAGCUGGUGUCAAAAUACAGCCAAGUAGUUUGUUGUGUGAUGAGUGCACAUGAUGUUCCCAGUAGCUGUUUUUACACCAACGUCUGCCUUCCCAAGAUUUCUCUUCUUCCUUUGGACACUGGUCUUUCCUUUCCUGUGCUUAUUUCCCCUUGCUCCUUAUAAAGCUGCUACAGGAAAGAAAAUGUGAUUGUAAAAGCUAAAGAAAGGCAGCAACUGAUUGUGCAUUGUACAUAGGACUCUGGUUGAAGAGGACAGCUCUGAGCAGGUGACCUUGAAGUAGAAGGAUGUUGACAUACAAGGGUCUUUUGUAUUCAUGCAGAAAGGCAGUGAGAAGAGGGGCAGCCUCUUGGGGCAGUGACACCUAGUGCUGAAACACCACGUGAUGCUCUUAAAACAGCAUGAGUACCUGCCAGGAAAAAGCAGUAGUUCUUUACAAACAUGGUCUCAGAAAUUCUGUAGUACACCUGAAAGUGGUAACAUUACAGCUGAUGACUGCAUUCAGACCUCUUAGAAUUGAAGGUAACAUUAAGUGCAUACUUCAAUAUGACCUACAAAAUUACAUCCAAUCCUUGAUUUUUUUUUUUGGUAAUCAUUUAUACCUGUGAACGAAUAUAGCAAAUGUGUAUAGAUACAGAGAAAUGUGGUUACUGUAGGGUGCUUCAUUGUAUAGAUUGUUAGUUCUCCUUCCCUUUUUGUACUCUACCUGCUUAGUAAUGCUGUUGUCAAUGCUGCCUUGAAACAUCCUUCAGGGAAAGUAAGUUAUGGUAACAUCAUGGAAAACUUGUGUAGGAUUCCUUGUGUUUCUUAUGGUAACAGAAUCCAUUCAAAAUCAUUUGUCUUCCUUUCUUCAGUUCCUUUUUUGUAUUGUAUUGCCUGCUUCCUAUUUGUGGUUUCUGUAGGACUGGGAGAAUAAUAAUAAUAACAACAUACUGAUCAGAUGUUCGGCCUUGUAACCUCUGAAGCAAAGUUCCUUCCUGUUAACCAAAUGACAAUGCUGGUGGUGUCCCUCCAUACAAGUUCUCGCUUGGGCAAUAUUCUCUAAAGCCAGUGAAGCUGAGUAGGUAUGAAUUCAGGGCAGAGUUUGGCCUUGAAGCAUUUAUUGAAGUUAGGAACCUUGACGUUUUGGCCUUUUGGAUUUUCUAACGCUGGUGUCAGGAGUACAGGCUUACAGCUCUUCCCGAGCUCUUUGGCAUGCGGUGUUUCUGUCCAUACUGUGUCUGUUGGGGUCCUUGCUGUAUUCCUGAAAAGUGCAGUUAAUAAUCCGGCUGAUGGCCGAGGCACGGCCACGUGCAGGUUGGGUCUGGGCUGCACAAAGGAUCUGCUGGACUCGUGCUAAGGUUUGUUUGCUUGGGCCAUCCCCUCCAGUGUGGGAGUGAUCUGAAACUUCCCCUCAGUUUUCUACUGGGGGUACGCAUGUAAACAAGGUUUGUAGGUGAGUCUUGGCUUUGGCGGAAGUUGGGAAUUGGUUGAUUAAUUCAAAAAAUAAUAUACCCAGAUUCUAAUUGAAAAUGCUGAUGUGAUGAGAUUUUUUUUAAGAUAAGCAAUCUGGACAACUUAUUUGAUAAAGUCCACUUAGUAUACUGCCCAUAACCAUUUUGAUAUAGUUGCUCAAAAAACCUAAAACGUUGUAAGAGGGUUUUUUUUGAGCUGUGUGAAGCUAACAAAGAAGGAUGUGCUACUAAAUAAAGUCUUCAAAUCCUUGUCUCUAAGGAGUUUUAACAAAGUUACUUAGGAAUAAAAUAGUAAAGUCCUUGGGAAUUACCAUUACUAGCAGGAAAAGGGUCUUAAAGAGAUUUUUUGUUGUUUUAAAAGCAUUACCAUACAUGCAUGUGCAUGCUAAAAAUCUAUUUUCAAUCAAAAAAUUUUUUAAUAAACCAGGCUUCUCUAAAUUAUCUGCAAAAAUUAUUUUAGAAUUAAAUUGUUUUCAAUGAAUGAAUGAAGUGAAUGGUGGAAGUUGGAAUAGUUUUCUAUAACAAAAAGCUUUGAAUAAAGUUAUGAAUGCUUUUAGCUGAAGUAAACUGUAGAAUAGCAUUAAUGAGCUCUCAGUGCUACAACCUUUGACUUGCAAUUAACAUUUUUAGGUUACCCAAAACUUUUUAAAGUAGUUGAAGUUCACGUAGUUUGUUUCCAGCAAGGCUGAUAAGAACAUAUUUAAAAAAACUUAAAAUAUUGUAGCUUUCCAGGGGAUCAAAUCUUAUCUUUCUCAAGGUGACCUUGCAUUUAUUUUUCUGGGCAGCCCUCUGCACUUGCACUUAUUUUUCUGGUGACCCCCUCCUGCCCAUAAAGCUUACAGUGAUUUACAGCUUUAAUAUUAAGGAAAUCAACCAAAUUGUUAACAUUAACGUUAAUUUUAAUAGGAAAAAAACUUUGUUUUACUUCCCUGUAACCCCAAACAAACCCCAACUUUUAACCUAAAGCCAGCAGCCUGGGCUAGGUCUCCAGACCUACGGGUUUCUGAAACACACAACCCAAAAAAAAAAAAGGAGCCGAAGUUUUUAAAGGGCCUGGCUUUAAACGCGGAGCGAGGAUCGCGCUGGGGCUGGGGACUCAUCAUGCCAGGGCGGCGGUGCGUGUGCCCGGGCGCCGGUCUGCGGCGUUGUGUCCCGGCGGAGCUGCGCGGCCGUGCCGUGCCGUGCCGGGCCCGGCGGUGCGGUGCGGUGCCGGUGGCGGUGCGGGCGCGGAGCGGAGCCGAGCGGAGCCGCGCUCUCCUCCCGCUCGCUUUCUCUUUCCCCCUCUCUCGCUCGCUCCCUCUCCCGCUCGCUCUCCCCCCUCCCUCCCUCGCUCUCUCGCUCUCCCUCUCUCUCUCCUACACUGCCAGCCCCUGAUGUGAUGGCGAAGAAACCCCGUUGACAAGGCACUGCUUUUUCAUGACGAGAAAGCAGAUGAGGUCUGGUUGUUCCUGUGUAGGAGUUCCCUUCACUGAAUCCGAGGCUGCCUGUUGGAUAGGAACCUGAGAGGGAGCUGCCAGGUUGUCAUGGAUGAUGACGAUGAUGAAUCCUGUCUCCUUGAUCUUAUUGGGGACCCACAAGCACUGAAUUAUUUUCUACAUGGACCUAGUACUAAAUCUAGCAAUGAAGACUUGACUAAUGCAGAAUAUUCUGUAGCCAACUCAAAUUCAAUUUUCGCCAACUCCAAUAACACUGAUCCUAAGUCGUCUGUAAAAGGUGUAAGUGGUCAGCUUGGAGAGGGGCCUAGUGAUGGACUGCAGCUCUCCAGUAGCCUUCAGUUUCUUGAAGAUGAACUUGUGUCUUCUCCUUUACCUGAUCUUACUGAGGAUCAGCCUUUUGAUAUUCUUCAGAAGUCCUUGCAGGAGGCCAAUAUUACUGAACAGACUUUGGCGGAAGAGGCAUAUUUGGAUGCCAGUGUAGGUUCUAGCCAACAGUUUGCACAAGCUCAGCUUCAUCCUUCUUCAUCAGCAUCCUUUACUCAGGCUUCUAAUGUUUCUAAUUACUCAGGUCAGACGUUGCAACCUAUAGGAGUUACUCAAGUGGUACAGCAACCUGUUGGAGCAUCUUUUGCAAGCAAUACAGUUGGUGUGCAACAUGGCUUUAUGCAACACGUCGGAAUUAGUGUUCCUGGCCAGCAUUUGUCUAAUAGCAGCCAGAUUAGUGGUUCUGGGCAGAUCCAGCUGAUUGGUUCAUUUAGUAAUCAACCUUCCAUGAUGACCAUCAAUAACCUCGAUGGAUCUCAGAUAAUACUGAAGGGCAAUGGUCAGCAGACACCUGCGAACAUGAGCAGUGGCCUCGUGGUUCAUAGACAAACUCCAAAUGGGAACUCGCUGUUCAGUAACUCAAAUUCAAGUCCCGUAGCACAACCCGUAACUGUUCCAUUUAGCAGCACAAAUUUUCAGACUUCAUUGCCUGUCCAUAAUAUCAUAAUUCAAAGGGGUUUGGCACCCAACUCUAACAAAGUUCCUAUUAAUAUCCAACCAAAGCCUAUUCAGAUGGGUCAGCAGACUGCUUACAAUGUGAAUAACUUGGGAAUACAGCAACAUCAUGUACAGCAAGGGAUUCCAUUUGCUUCUGCAAACUCACCUCAAAGUUCAGUAGUUGGUCCUCAUAUGUCUGUUAAUAUUGUUAAUCAACAACAAAAUACAAGAAAAUCAGUUACACCUCAAACAGUUAGCAAUGCUGGAGGUAGUAUUGUUAUCCAUUCUCCUAUGGGACAGCCUCAUGCACCUCAAAACCAGUUUCUCAUACCUACAAGUUUGUCUGUUAAUUCUAAUUCGGUUCAUCAUGUCCAGGCCAUAAAUGGACAACUUCUUCAGACUCAGCCUUCCCAGCUGGUUCCUGGCCAAGUGUCUGCUGAGCAUGUAAUGCUUAACAGGAACUCUACAAACAUGCUAAGAGCCAACCAGUCAUAUUCAGGACAGAUGCUGAAUAAUCAGAACACAGCUGUUCAGCUUGUUUCAGGCCAGACAUUCACAGCUCCUGGAAACCAAGUUAUAGUAAAUCAUGGAACUUCCCAAAUUGUUGGUGGACAGGUGCCACUGCAGCAGGCGUCACCAACGGUGUUGCAUUUGUCACCCAGCCAAGCUAAUGUUUCUCAAGGCAGAUCGAGUUUUACCACCAUGUCACCUGGGCAGUCCACAGUCUCAAAUAUGUCAGCUUCUGGCCGAUUUGCUGCUGCGAGUUCUUCUGGUUCAGUGCACCCCAGCUUGGGAGCAUCCGUUCAGUCUGUCGCGUCGGGAGGGAGCUUUACGGGAGAUCAGCUGGUCCAGAACAGAGCUCAAGUUGCCGUCAGCGCAUCACAUCGUCUUCCAGCAUCCUCCUCCAAGUCUGUCAGCACCUUUAGUCACACGUCUGUGGGAGCAACACAACAACAGUUUGCCUUUGGUCAGAAAAAGGCCGUGAACCAGACAUCACCAGUUUCCGCAUCGAAGACACAGGACAAUUUGAGACAGCCUCAGCUAACAAAUCUUCUGAGCAACACACUAUCAGGACAGGACUCUGGAGGAAAAAUCAUACAACAAUCUCUAGGAACAGCACAGCCACAAGAAAAAGUGGUAGGAUCGUCAUCAGUUCAGCAGAGUAUACAGGUCGAUGGUCAUUUAGUUGGACAGAAAAGGCCUGCUGCUAAACAGUUAACUAAAGGAGCUUUUAUUCUGCAGCAAUUACAGAAGGAUCAGGUACAUGCUGUGACACCAGAUAAAAGUCAGUUCAGAUCAUUAAAUGAUGCAGUUCAGAGACUCCUUUCAUACCAUGUGUGCCAGGGAUCACUGCCAACAGAAGAAGAUUUAAGAAAAGUGGACAGUGAAUUUGAAUCUGUAGCUACACAGCUUCUGAAGAGGACACAGGCUAUGCUGAACAAAUACAGAUGUUUGCUUAUAGAAGAUGCAAUGCGGAUAAAUCCCUCCGCAGAAAUGGUUAUGAUUGAUAGGAUGUUUAACCAGGAGGAAAGAGCAUCUCUGACCCGGGAAAAGCGUCUUGCACUUGUGGAUCCUGAUGGUUACCAGGCCGAUUUUUGUUGUUCUGCCAAACAAUUUGAGAAAACAGCUGAAGAAGCACAGUCCAGCAAAAGUGACAACCAGUCUAGCAAAACAUUACCUUCUCGGAGUCAGACUACCAAAACCCAAGCCAGAGACCGACCAAAAUCCAGUUCAGCAGAGUCCACAAAUCAUAGUAAACUUCCUAUAGUGCCUAACAACAUUCUGACACCACAAGAAGGAAAAGUUUCUAGUAAAAAAUCUGAGAGCCUCACUAAAGCUUUAAAGUUUGAAAAAGCUAAUUGUUCUUCUGAGAGCCAAUACAUGGCCCUUUCUGAAGAAAGGAUGAGUGGGAAAGAUCUUGCCAAGUCCACUGAGAAUUCUUCGAGUUCUGAAGACUUGUCAAAAGUAGUGUCAAGAGGCAGUCAUGGAACACACAAUAAAAUAUCAAGGAACGCAGUUCAGUCUUUCUCAAAGGUAACGUGUAAUAAUUCACUUCAAGACAAAACUCUGAGGAGCUCUCCAAAGAAUGAGGUUUUGCAUCCUGAUAACAGGAAAGACUCUGGUGAAUCCCAGGAAGACUUACUGCUCAGUAAGAGUUUAGAAACUACAUUUAAAAACAUCUUGGAACUUAAAAAAGCUGGGAGACAGCCACAAAAUGAGGCGGCAAGUAGUGGCUCGAUUGAAUUAGAGUUCCCUAAUUUUUCACCAAUCUCUUCACAAGAGAACUGCCUGGAAAAAUUUAUUCCAGACCACAGUGAAAGUGUUGUAGAAACUGACUCUAUUUUAGAAGCAGCUGUAAAUAGUAUCUUAGAGUGUUAAUAGUUACAGUACCAUGGACAAGUUAUGUUUCUCUUAGCAGAAGCAAAUGUGAAUGACACCACAAGUACAGCCUGACAUGCAUUUAAGGUUAACCUUUCUAAACUAGAUUCUGUUCUGUGUUUGAGAGCAAUACUCAUUGUGGUUACAGUGAGAUAUCCAAGUAAAGUUAAUCCUUGUUAGAAUGCAGUCUGUUAGGGCCUUACUGUUUCAAGUAUUAUUAUGAUAGUGCUUUUGAUUAUUGAGCAGUGCUGCAACGUAACAGGGUUGCAGGUUGUUAGGCCCUAUAUAAUAUGGUAAUAUACUGACAAUCACAGUCAUUUGAAAGGAUAUAUUUAUUAAGAAAAUGUUUUUAAAGAGUGAUGGAAGCAACAAUUCUCCCCUACCCUUCUCUUCCACAAAUCAUCAAAUUUUUAGUUUUUUCUGGAAAACCCACUGUACCUCUAUUCAGAAGCGAUUAUUUGCUUUAUUAAUGAUUCUGUAUUCUAGGAUUCUUAAGUUGGAAGGAAAUCAUCAGUGUGUUUACAAGGCUUCAUAACUUAAACUUUAAGUGCUUUUCUAUUGCUUUCUGAGCAGAAACUAGUACUUGAUAUAUUUGUAGUGGGUAACUUUAGUCUGUGGGAUGAUAUUAUAUGAUCUUAGUCACAGUGGCAUGAUACGAAGUAAUAAAUGCUUCACUAAGGAAGGUAGAAUGGAAGCCAGUAAAUAGCAAAGUGUACAGGAUGAGGCCAUGAUAGAGCCAUGAAGUUAUAUAUAUAAUACAUAUAUAUGUUAUCUCUGAGGAAAAGAUUUUGCAUUUUAUAAUUGGAUGUAGUCAGCCUCGAGUCUUUCUGAAGUGGUAUAAAUGUUUUUUUUUUAAUUUGUUGUUUGUUUUUUUUUAAGACCAAGUGUCAAAAGCACUUUGAUUUGAAAACUGUAUUUGUAGCUUAUAUUUUAAGAGGAUGUUAGCCUUACUCUGAGUAAAUUUAAAGGCCAGUGUUUAUUUUUUAAUUUUUUUUUGCUUUUUGCUGUCAGAGAAUGUUAAAUCAUCCACCGUAGCAGUCAUUAUUAUCAAGAUAUGUACAGACCAAAGUUGAUCAGCAAUCCCAUUGUUUAAACAUAUCAAAAAAAAGUGUAAUUAUUAAUUCAUAUUGUAAAGCCAAGUGAAACCAUUGCAUGGUUUGCAUUUGGCUUGCUGUUGUUAAGAUAGAAUCUUAUUAUUUUAUUUAUUUAUUUUAAUCUAUUACUUUUUUUUGCUGCCCAUGCUGCUUUGUUCUAGUUUACUUUGGUCAUGAGUGCUUUUGUGCACAUAAGCGCGCUGACGUUGGUCAUGUGUGUGUAGUACAUAUGUCUGCUCAGGAGGAUACAGCUUUUGUGGUUUCUAAGGUUUGCUCAUGUUCUCCCCCAGAACUUCUCCACCAUUUCUCAAAAACAUUACCAGCCCUUUUCCAGACUUACUGAUUAUGACUUUCAUGGUGUAAGAGGCUCAUUGUGACAAGCUGUGGUUGUCAGUCAGAUUGCCAGGAGAGAAACCAAGAGGUUUUGCUGGUGUGUAAUUCAGUCCAUCUGAAUGGCACGGAAGGAAGCAGAAUUAGACACCUGGGAUAGUAGAACAUUACAGUGCAACUCAGUACUGAGCUACAAUCCACUGUCUAACCACUAAAGGAAACCAAAUCUAGAAAGCAAUGAGAGAAAGAUGAGCUUCCUUAAAAUUCAUUUCCCCUUCAACGUGAAUGGAAGUACUGGUUUUGUAUGUUACUAAUUGCCAUUUUAAACAAUUGUGCCAAUUUUAAAAUACAUGUUUGUAAAAACCCAACAUUCCCAAGUGUUAUAUGAGAUAUUAAUAAGUAUUGCCAGUUUUAAAUUUUUAGUUGAGUGUCCACAGAAUAGACUCUCAGGCAGUUAGUUGUUUUCUUAUUGGCAAAACUGACAAGAUAGUCUUCACCUAUUGCCUUUUCAGAUUUAAUAAUAUUCUCAUGGCUGUGUAUCCUGAUGCAUAUUUUACUUUAUCAUUUUGGGAAUUUAAUUAAUUUAUCAUUCUGAACUAUUUAGGAAGGAGAGCAGUAAGUUACACAGCUGUAUGCUAACUAGUUAAAUUUUUCUUUUGAGGAGAAAAAGGUGAAGUUGCACAUUCAUCAGUCCCCUUGCUUGUUGUACCACCUCGAAAUGGGUAUGGGGUUUCCAGCCUCUCUACAGCAAUACAGAACUGAAGUAUCAGGUUAUGUGUCUUCUAUUGGGUCUCAUUGGCAAGGGGGGACCAUGGCAUAUAAAAAAUGAAAAACUGCAAAAAGUAACUGUGAUUGAUUUGGUCAGACACAUUUCUCUGAACUGCUGAUGAGAGGAACCCCUUGAACAAUCCUAGUAAGAUUGAUCUUAGAUUGUUAAUGUUCUGUUGUUCACUCCUUUGAAUUCAAUCCUAAAGGAAUUCUGGUACGUGGUGAAGCAGUAAAUGAAAUAAUUGUAUUUUUGUGGUGCUUAAAAGAAGUUUAUUAAUCAUAUGGGCUCAAGUCCAGCAAAGUAUUGUGAAUAUGCAUGACUUUAAACAUGUUUUCAUUAUUUUGCUGGAUCAGCAUUGUGAUUUCAAUGUUAUUUAAUACCGCCUAAUAUUAAAACAAAUUUUAAACUGGCAAUUAAGAAAACUAUGUUCAUUUCGAAGAUUUUGGUAUAAUUUAUCUGUUAGAGUAGGGAGGCCUUACAGACUGACUUCACUUAAGGAGGAUGUGUCACUUAUUGUCAGCGUGGUAUGGACUUUAUUUGCUUAAAUACCUUCAUUUGUAAAGUAUGUCUCACUUGAAAUUGCUUUGUAUACAUUUUGUAAAAAUAUUUAUAAAAUGUUUUGUAAAAAAAAAAAGUAUAACAAAUUGCAGUUUAUUUUGUUAUGUUGGAUAAAUACUGUUAAAAGACACAAGUCAGUAAAUAUAUUGUUAAUCCAUGGAUAGGAAAUGUUUAGUUGGAGAUUACAAAUUGAACCAACCAUUGCAAUACAGCCAAAGAUUUGGGAAAAAA
Molecule: messenger RNA, 13609 nt
Organism: Passer montanus (Eurasian tree sparrow)
Lineage: Eukaryota; Metazoa; Chordata; Aves; Passeriformes; Passeridae
Gene: BICRAL
Product: BRD4 interacting chromatin remodeling complex associated protein like
Exons: 13
Coding region: 7355-10627 (1090 amino acids)
Biological process (GO): positive regulation of DNA-templated transcription
Cellular component (GO): SWI/SNF complex
Source: RefSeq, a predicted model, not a curated record